Molecule: messenger RNA, 1934 nt
Organism: Macrosteles quadrilineatus (aster leafhopper)
Lineage: Eukaryota; Metazoa; Arthropoda; Insecta; Hemiptera; Cicadellidae
Gene: Pus10
Product: tRNA pseudouridine synthase Pus10
Exons: 9
Coding region: 277-1842 (521 amino acids)
Biological process (GO): tRNA pseudouridine synthesis
Molecular function (GO): RNA binding; pseudouridine synthase activity
Source: RefSeq, a predicted model, not a curated record
UUAUGCUGUUUUGCCGUAGCCGGAGCUGUAUGGACAUGGUUAAGUUAAGAUUAUUUAAUAGAUAGAUCAAGCAUACUCCAACUUAUUUCCCAUGAGGGCGUGCCUUUAAAUUUUGAAUUAAAACUAAUUUAAUUGCAUUCAAGAGAUGCUGGAAUAUUAGACUCUAAAAAAUUGUUUUGUGAUAGGCCUAUGUUUAAACUGAGUGGGUUGCCCCUUAGUCAAUAAUUUUGACAGUAGUGGUGUGGUUUAGUUUAGACUACGUUAACUAAAUUAAAUAUGACACAACUCCCAGAAACUAAUGUAAAGAUGACAGAACUCUUAGAAACUAAUGUGCAGAGUAAUGUACAAAAUUUAGAAAUGUAUGAGCUGUUAUCCUCAAUAGGAUGCUGUAAAAUGUGCUCCCUUAGGUUUUUUGGUGAAACCAAAGUUGAAGCCUACAAAUUCUUGUACAGUUUAGGUUUUGGACCAGGCAGACACAUCAAGACAGAGGUUAAUGAAGAUGCUCCAAAUGGUGUAAAAAAGUUGGCCAGUAAUCCUUGCAUCGCUUGCCUCGGUGUGCUUCAGCCUCCGAUUUGCGACAAAAUCAUUGAUGAGAUUGUCGCAGCUGUUGAAAAGGAGGAAUACGACAAUCCCACAUUUAACAUAGCUUUCUCUAUCCCCGUCAGUUUCUAUCUCAGAGCCCAUGCUGUGCUGGUGUUUCUGCUGGACAGUCAUCCUGACCAUGUUAAGGAACAUUUGCCCAUGCGUCUAGUCACUAUCGGGGUGAAAGACGCGUGGAAGUACGCCUUUGCUGACAAGGUUGCACAGAGAAUAAAUAAGAAGUUUGAUGUGGACUCGGAUUUGAGAAUUCAGGUUGAUAUUCAAUAUGAGGACGAUCAUUCAGAGAUUGAUUGCUUAUUGAAAAUGCGGCCAGAUAUUUUUAAAGACCAGCGUAUCAAAGCCAAGCGUCUCCGCCACUGUGCAGGGCCCAUGCUGUUGUAUUCUCGCAAGGCCGUGGAAGUGACACUGGGGACGACGGACAGGCAGUGUUUCUCUAAGCAUUUCCCCGUCCCCCCCACCAUCCCAACACAUUCUGCGGUCUGCAACACCGUCAUGUUCGAACAGGCACCUUUGUAUCUUGGAGGUAGAUACAACAAGUAUACCCGGAGUCUGCCUCAGACUGCCUGGAUGGUCAAGGACGAGAGGAGAAUGGAGACGUCGGUUCAUGAACUGAUUGCUGGCAAAGUACAGGCACUCACCAAGGCUCAAGGCAGUAAGCUGAUUUCCUCGGGGAGAGAGGACGUGGAUGUCCGCAUGUUGGGUGACGGACGACCCUUCGCCUUAGAGCUGGCUGCUCCCCGCCACGUGCUGCUGUCUAGUGAGCAGUUGGGGCAACUAGAGGCUGACAUCAACCAAGAAGGCGGGGGCAGGAUCAGCGUGCAUAACCUCAAACUAGUGUCAAAGUCUGCCAUGGAGUUACUGAAGCAGGGCGAGGAGACCAAGACCAAGACGUACACAGCGUACUGUAUAGCGUGGGACACGGAUGCAGCGACAGUGGCAGCAUUGACUACCGAGACACCACUGGUGUUGCAGCAGAAGACACCAGUGAGGGUGUUACACCGCAGACCCAUCGCUACCCGACCUCGCACUGUACACUGGAUGAAAGUCAGCAACGUCACCUGCGUGGACAAUAAAACCUACUUCAGACUACAGCUGAACACCCAGGCGGGGACGUAUAUCAAGGAGUUUGUCCACGGAGACUUUGGCAGGACCAAACCAAGCGUGGGGGAGUUGCUGGGCGGAGUCACGGCUGACUGUUUGGCACUGGAUGUUGAGAGUAUUGAGCUACAGUGGCCCCUCUAGCAACGGCUAUUUUUAUAUAAUAAACUGUUUAUGUUAAAAGCAAUGUGUUUUCUUGAUUCCGGUAUUGUUGUUUCACAAAAAUUGAAGAUAAC